AUGAACCCCCCUGUACGCUCUGAGCCUCCUGAUGGGGGCUGGGGGUGGAUGAUCGCCUUGGCAGCUUUCCUGCAGACGGCCCUGGUCUUCGGGGUGAUCCGAUCUUUCGGGGUCUUCUUUGUGGAGUUCACGGUUCAUUUCGAGCAGCCGUCUACUGCCGUCUCCUGGAUCUCCUCUGUCACGGUGGCCGUGUUGAUGUUCACCAGUCCUUUGUCCAGUGCCCUGGGCGCACAGUAUGGUGAGCGGCCGGUGGGCGUCGUUGGCGGGCUCCUCUCGGGGCUGGGGCUCUUCCUGGCCUCCUUUGCCACGAGCCUGGCUCAGCUGUACCUCUUCAUUGGCCUCUUCACAGGCGUCGGUGGUGCCCUCAUCUUCUCCCCUUCCUUGGCUUUGGUAGCUCAGUAUUUCCAGCGCCGUCGUGCCCUGGCCAAUGCUUUGGUCUUCUCCGGCACUGGCAUUUCUGCGUUGGCUUUCUCCCCACUCUUCCAGUUUUUGGUGGAUUCCUACGGUUGGCGUGGAGCCCUCCUGAUCGUGUCCGGCAUGGCCUUCCACCUGGUGGCCUGCGGGGCUCUCCUGCGGCCGCUGCCCUCGGCCAAAAACAAUUCUUCGGUGGCUCCAGAGUGGGAGAGCCAGUGGAGCAGGCUGGCAUCUCUCUUUGGGCUGAGUUUGCUCCACCACCGAGCCUUCAUGACCUUCUGUGGGUCUGGAGUGCUGAUUACAGCGGGGUACUUCAUGCCUUUUGUCCACCUGGUGCCCUAUGCCAGGGAGACGGGCUUCGAUGAAUACCAAGCGGCCUUCCUUCUGUCGGCAGUGGGCAUCGCCGAUAUAGCCGGACGCCUGAUAGCCGGCUGGCUGGCUGAUUGCGCUCCUCUGCGUCUUGUCUACCACCUCACCCUCUGGACCCUCCUGACGGGCAUCGUCUUGCUCAUGAUGCCCCUGGGACACACUUAUACCCUGAUGGUGGCCCUCAGCAUCGGCUAUGGGUUCCUGGCCAGUGCCAUCAUCCCACUGAAGUUCUCCACUCUGAUGGACAUUGUGGGCACAGAGCAAAUAAUGGGCGCUAUUGGACUGAUCCACCUGAUGGAAAGCUUUGGAGCGCUGGCUGGGCCUCCGUUGUCAGGCUGGAUCCGGGAUGCCACCGGCAGCUACAGAGCUUCGUUCCUGGCAGCUGGCGCCAUCCUCAUUGCGGGCGCCUUGGCACUUGUGGCCUUACCCAACUACCUGCCCUCCCUCCCCACAGCGUCUCUCAAACAAUCCAAAGAACCCAAUCCCUCUCCCACUGAAGACAGAGGCUGCAGGGCUGAGCAGAGUUGA
Molecule: messenger RNA, 1311 nt
Organism: Euleptes europaea (tarantolino)
Lineage: Eukaryota; Metazoa; Chordata; Lepidosauria; Squamata; Sphaerodactylidae
Product: monocarboxylate transporter 13-like
Exons: 4
Coding region: 1-1311 (436 amino acids)
Biological process (GO): transmembrane transport; monocarboxylic acid transport
Molecular function (GO): monocarboxylic acid transmembrane transporter activity
Source: RefSeq, a predicted model, not a curated record